AUGUACCCCAACCAGAAAUGCAACUUCCAAGAUUGCAAUUGUGCCAUCAAUCUUCCAUCCAACUACUUCUUCUGCCCGAAACAUGAACGAGUGAUUUGGUACAACUCGUACAACUCUCGUGUCAAUCACUCGCAUCCUUCUAUGCAACACGGCGCUCCCCCGUCUCCUCCGCCCUCGCCCCCGCAAGUAGCUGUGGACGGCACUAUACCACCUGAAGAUACCACCACUUCAUAUGCGACAGACGGACGUCGUAAUUCUACCCAGAGCAGUGCUUCUGGCCAAACAGCACCCUCUCCUAUCGCCACCACCGUCGCAGCUCCAGCCGAACCAACAGUGGAGUCAAAGGUCGAAGUUGUCAGUUACGUGGCUGAUCAAGAGAAGCAUCAAAUGUGCGAUGAUGACGAUCGUUUACCGACCUUUUGGUCUGGCGUUGGCGUUGGACUUUGUAUCCUGUUGCAGAUCAUCCAUGUCCUUAUGCGGCUGUUGCUAGAACUAGCCCAAGGAGUUGGAAAACGAGGAAUGUGGUGA
Messenger RNA from Trichoderma aggressivum f. europaeum, 528 nucleotides. RefSeq lists its product as uncharacterized. The record is from RefSeq and is a predicted model, not a curated record. The transcript has 2 exons. NCBI's taxonomy places the organism in Eukaryota, Fungi, Ascomycota, Sordariomycetes, Hypocreales, Hypocreaceae. Bases 1 to 528 code for a protein of 175 amino acids.